GUGAACCUCGAGUUCAGCACGUGAAUGCGACGCGUCGCGAGUCGCACACCCGGCGUGGACGCCACCGGCGCGACCACUGGCUGCUGGGGCGCGCACACCUCGCGCACUGAGCUUGCGUGGACGCUUCACUAUCAAGACACUGGCCUGUGCAUCGCUUGCCGGCACUGUUCGGUCCUGGGGAUACGCACGAAGUCUCAAUGGCGCCAUUUCUCGCACCGCAGACGGUUCUGAACGGAUUCAAAGAACGAGCAGAAGCAGUGACAAUCCAAGCGGGCGGCGCUGAGCCCAAGGCAGAGUUGGUGGAGACCAAGAAGGCUCUGAGCAGGAAAGCGAUUGAGCAAUUGUGCUAUGUGAAAGACGUGAAUUCCCUUGCGGUUCUAUCAGACUCUACCUCUCUCACAGCUACGUCCCUAGCGAAGAGUAAACAGGCGCUGUCUAUGGCAACAUACACAGGCGUGGUGCACAGUGUCCCGGAUAACAACCUAACACUCUCACCUGAAGAAUUUGGCAAAGGCAAAGAUGUACCCUCGGUCCUGACGCACCUCGCCAUUGGUUGCAAGAGAAAGAUUGUCAUCUAUUCAUGGAAGGACGGUGAACCGCAGGACCCACAAGAGACGACGCUCUCACAUUCUCCACGGACGAUGUCAUUCCUUGGCGAAAACAUGAUAUGCUUCGGCUAUGCACUCUCAGACUAUGCGCUCUACUACCUGAAGACUGCCACCAUGAUUGAGAUUGCUACUCCCAUACCCUCCGUGACGUCUGGCACUAGUAUCAGUAACAUGGGCAUGGGCGCCCUCACAAAUCUAGGUGGCUAUAUGGGUAUUGGUGCUAAGGCAAGGCCCUGGGUAGUCAGCAUACACGAAGGCGAGGCACUCAUCGCAAGAGACAACAACGGCCUCUUUGUUGGUCCGGACGGCAAAAUGACGAGAGACACCCACAUCGACUGGCCAGCACCGCCCGAGGAGCUAGCCUUUAUGAGACCGUAUGUAUUUGCUGUGAUGCCGUCGGGCACCGUGCCUUCCUCCCAGCUUGAUGGUGCCUCAAGUUUGGCAUCCACUUCUCAAGCCUCCACGAGCUUCACCCCCUCGCCCGUCGUAGAGAUUCGCUCCUCCAUCUCUAUGUCUCCCGUCCAAUGCCUACCUUUCCCGCCAGUACCCGCAGAUGACCAGCCCACAGCUACGCCGAUACAGCAUAGCGUCCGACUUUUGACUUCACUCCCCACGAAAUACUCUCUCUUCCUCGUCACGACACCCACAGACCGCGCUACCGCGAAUGCACAAGGAAGCUCGAUAUGGCAGUUCCGCAUGAAGUCAUGGAGCGAACAGCUCGACGAGCUUGCUGUGGCGGGAUCACAUGCGGACGCACUCGCACUUCUAGACCUCCUCGACGUCGCUUCGCUCCCAGACAAGGAGCAAAGACGGAAGGUUGUACGUGCAUUGAACGCAGUAGCAGAGUUCAAAGCUGAGCGCUUCGAUCGUGCCAUGGACACCUUCAUCGAGCUCGACAUCAAUCCCGCCAAGGUUGUCGCUCUCUAUCCUCCAAGCAUCGCCGGACGGCUGUCCGUCCCUCAAGAAGAGUGGAUCCCACUGUUUGGUGGACCCGUGCCUCCAAAGCCGGAAAGCAAGACACCAUCCAUAGAACAGAAUCAAGACGGCGUCGAAGGGCAGGAGCAACAGCGGCCGCCGUCACCGAAGGGAUCCAUACGUGCGUCUAUAUCCGGCUUCCGAACAGGGCUGGAGAACAUUGUUUCGCCGACGAGAUCGAGGGAUGAUGACACGGUUUCAGUCAUUGGCAGACCGAAGGGCCCGCCAAAGGAUGCAUUCCACCGGUCAGUCGAGACUCUGAUGCGCUACCUCUCCGACCGCCGCCCGAAGGUCGACGGCGCGCUCAAGGCCCUCAAUAUCACCUCUGCCGAAGCACAUCGCUGGCCAAACUUGUCCGCCGCGUCGCCUGACGAGCUAUAUGCGUUACCAAACGUCCCUUUGUCGGCUUUGACACCAGAGGAGCUCGUACGUUUUGCGCAGAUAGUGGACACAGCACUGUUCAAAUGUUAUCUCCUCGUGCGCCCUGGCCUCCUCGGGCCUCUGUGUAGGGUAAGCAACUGGUGCGAAGUCAGCGAGGUUGAGGAAACCUUGCGGGCCAGGGAGAAACACUCGGAACUCAUCUACCUGUACAAUGGGAAGAAGAUGCACGAGAAAGCGCUCGGUCUCUUGCGAGACCUCAGUGAGAAAGAGGCAGACCCGCGGGACAAGCUGAUGCCCUCCGUCACCUACCUCCAACGCCUAGGCCCAGAAUACCUCGAGCAGAUUUUCGGUGCAGCCAGAUGGGUGUUCGAAGAAAACGCUGACAUCGCAUUUGAGAUCUUUACCUCAGAGGAAGUGGAACUUCCACGCGAACCAGUCGUUGACUUCGUCGAAGGCGUUAAUCUGAGCAUCGCCGCUCGGUAUCUGGUGUACUUGAUUGAAGAGCGAAAUGAAGAAAGUACAGGCUUCCAUGAACGGUUGGCGGAGACCUAUCUACGGAUGGUCUCGGAUGCGAGGCGGAGAGGGGACGAAGAGGCGAACAAAAACGCGUAUGACAAACUCCUGGAGUUCAUUGACACGACAGACCGAUACAGCGCAGAUCGACUAUAUGCGCUCUUGCCAUCGGAUGGUUUCUUUGAGGCGAAGGCCAUUCUCUUGGGAAGACUGGGACGACAUGAUAGUGCGCUCGAAACCUACAUCUAUCGCCUACGAGACUAUCACGGUGCAGAAGAAUACUGCAAGCGCGUUUACAAGCCUCACACCGACACCUCGAACAUCUUUCUCACCCUCCUCCGGACCUACCUCAGACCCUCGCCCUCUUCUGCGUCUUCUGCGUCUGACCUCUUGGCACCCGCACUAGAUCUGAUCAGUAGGCACAGUCCCCGUCUGGACGUGGCAGAGACCUUGGACUUGCUACCUCCGCUCGUGGCGGCGCGCGACGUACAGGCCUUCCUGAAGGAAGCCCUCAGAGCGCCGAUAUUUGAUACGCACGUCGUGAGGGAGGUGACGAAGGCACGGAAGGACGAGGUCAACAGGAGGCUCACGGGCUUGCAGAUGAGGCGAGUGAAGGUAACAGACAGUCGAAUGUAAGGGUGAAGUCACGCACUAUCAAUGUCGAGAAGCGUUCUCGCGCAAGCUAAAGGAAACUCGACAGUGAUGACAAUCAUCUUGUGGGUUAUAUCGUGUCUAGGGUGACUUCAGAUCUGUGUUUACUAGAUAGUUCGUGCUCUCCGUCCGCUAUUGCACCAUACGGUCCAUGCUGUGUUCGAUAACGAAGUCUUAAGCGUCGUCCAAGGACGCUGCACCGCAGUGCACUCUCUCGCAGUUACAGCUAGAGGCGCAAGGAUACCGUAUGCGUUGAAUUCAAAGCAACAAAUUACGCGUGCCGGAAGCAUGCAU
This is a messenger RNA of Fomitopsis serialis, 3422 nucleotides long. RefSeq names its product vacuolar sorting protein 39 domain 1-domain-containing protein. Gene Ontology annotation, cellular component: fungal-type vacuole membrane; cytoplasm. NCBI's taxonomy places the organism in Eukaryota, Fungi, Basidiomycota, Agaricomycetes, Polyporales, Fomitopsidaceae. Gene Ontology annotation, biological process: endosomal vesicle fusion; autophagy; intracellular protein transport. The transcript is spliced from 17 exons. The record is from RefSeq and is a predicted model, not a curated record. The coding region runs from base 198 to 3113 and encodes 971 amino acids.